Bombus terrestris (buff-tailed bumblebee) is the source of this 2910-nucleotide messenger RNA. RefSeq names its product chromodomain-helicase-DNA-binding protein 7-like. The transcript is spliced from 6 exons. The record is from RefSeq and is a predicted model, not a curated record. Lineage: Eukaryota; Metazoa; Arthropoda; Insecta; Hymenoptera; Apidae. Bases 1458 to 2783 code for a protein of 441 amino acids.
AACCAGACUGCCUUGCACGUCGGCUCCGGCGACGAGGUGCGGUGUGAUACCCGCAUACCGGUCCAUUAGCUCAAACGAGACAGGAAUCCGCGACAAUCCCAACAGUGAGGCAUUCAAAGAGCCGUGACACUCUCCCCUGUGGCCAGUCGAGUGCGAAGAACGUUAAAUUCGCGAGGGGCGCUGGGUGGCUUCGCAUAGUCAAGGACAAAGCUCGAAAGUUUUUCGUCCACGUGACAGUUGAUCGAUACACAGACUGGCCAAAAGUAGCAAACGAGCUAACUGCUCGAAUAACGAUUAAAGUACAAUAAAUCGAGCAGUGAUUCUGCAAGAAAGACGCUCUCAUGUAUAAUACAUGUAAUAAUUUUUAAGUGAUUAGGAAUGUUGUCAAUUUUAUGCAUUUAUGAGAAACUUGAAGGUAGUUUCAAAUAAAGAUCAAAAAAUUAUUUUAAAUAAUGAUAAAAAUAAAAAUGUAGAAAAUACAGAUAAUACACAGAAAACAUGAAAAAUAUCCAAAAUAGAAUAAAACUAUUUUCUACCUAAGUUCCAUUAUUUUACUUGCAUUUACCAAAAUAUGACUGCAUAAAUAUCCGUAUUCUAGUGAUCAGAUUGUUACAACCAGAUGUAUAGAUCACAGAUUUAAUAUAUCAAAAUUUUAGAUAACUUGUAUAAAGUUUAAAAUUCGACGAUCAUCUGCAAGGGGAGUUUCUUUGAGAAAGUCUGAUAGUGAAAUUGUUGUCGAAUUAACUUUCAAUACUAUGUGCAACGGAGGAAACAUUAUGAGAUGAGUGUUAUAAUGCACGAAGGUAGAAUGAAGAUAGCUUGUACGGUGAUAACGACGAGCUCGAGGCGAUAGCGAGGUUACCAGAAUCUCUUGCGGGAUUCAACAACGUUUAUGUCAAGGAUAAGUGGGAUGAAUUUUGGAUUUAUAAAAUUUGAUGGAACUCUGGAGUAGCUUGGAUAUUUGACAAGAACGAUAGUGCGCUGUUGCUAAUAUCGGCGAUGGCAAUAUAGUGUUGCUUGAUUCAUUUUAUAAUUGUGAAAUCCUCAGAUGAUGAUGACGAAAAUUGGAUACAUUGAAAUUAAAAAAGAAGUGCACGUUGCAAAAUACGACAGUUAGAGUCACGAAAUUACAAAACAGGAAGGACAUCCUUAAUUCCGCAAUAAGGAAACCUUAUCGAGACGAUUCGAGACUCGCUACACUUAGAUCCAAUGUGUGUUAAGUUGAGCAAGCUAAGGUUGACGUCUUCACGGUUGUGAAAUUUGGCCGCAGUAAGAGUGAUAAAUCUGCGAUAUAUAUACUGAACUUGUAAAAGCUAUUUCGAAUUGGGAUUCGAUAAGGAUGAUCAGGAUUUGUGGAUGGUGGACCGUGACAGAUCUUCCUGUGUAUUACUCGGAGAACUCAUACAGCAACGAGAAGCAAUCCACGGGGCGAAGAAAAAAAGUGUCAUUACUGAAUAAUGGCACCGCCAAAGAGGAAAUCAAAAGGCCGACUCUGGAAGAAACAAAUAAUAGGGCCACGUUAUAGCUAUCAACAACGUCCUAAGCGACAAAACAUUCCACGCCGAGUACAGACUCUUUAUCAACCCACGACUGUACGAGAAAUGGUGUACAGGCUGCUUAACAGCAAACAUAACCAAGGAAAAAAGCAACGAGACCCUGGAAGCGGCAGGUUCCACGGAAGCAUGCGGAAGUAUCAAAAUACACGAGAGUCCUCGUACGAUAGUUCGCCCUAUCGCGAUAGCUCGCCGUCCAUUCAGGACUCAGAGUACACAAAAUCCGUGGCAACGUCCGUGGAGAACUUGUCGAGAGUGAUGGAGGCCACCAAUAGCUCAGUGGGCAGCAGCUCUGGCAACAGCAGCGUUUCGAAUGCCUCCGUGGAACCGAUUGCUCUCGCAAAGACGAUCGAUAACACUAGAGCCUUGCUGAAGAAAAAGUCUUUCGUUCAGGUCAUCAACAAUUACAUCAAGGCCGGAAUAGAGGAAGGAAAACGGCAAGCGAAGAAGUACAUCCGCAAGGCACUUUCUUUCGGCGUGAAAUCCGGUUACCUAAUUCCUGCUGGUCCACAAGGACAAGUGAUACGAGUAUCUCCAACGUUGAUAGAAUCGAAGAAGAGUGACAUAGAGUCACGAAAAAGACGAAGGAGGGCCAGAAGAGGUGAAGAAGACCCGAUAGCUGAUGCCCAGAAAUGGCGUCGAUUGACCCCUGCUUGGGACACGAAGAACAUCACACGCCGUGAAAAUACACCAAAACCGGAAACUCCGCCUCGAAAAAGAAGAAAGACCUCGAAAAAUUCGAUUCAGGCGAAGAAGAGUCCCAGGAAGAAAACCCAGGAACGUACUCCACGGAAGAACAGAAAGAGGAAAGGAAAAAGAGAUAAGUUAAUAAUAUCAACGCUGUCCAAGAGCCCGAGCAACAAAAUCGACGAGACUCAGAAGAAAAUAAGAAGUACGCGAAACUCGUACAAAUACGAUGUGGACAAGGGAAAAGAGGAUCAUAGAAGUCGCAGGACUAAGUCUUCCCGUUCAAGAAAAGGAGAUAAUGAGAAUUUGAAAGAGAAUAAACCAGACUCGAGCAACGAGGAUGCAUACAACGCAGAAUUGAGCGAAAACGAAGAAAUCAACGAAAGAAUGGCAAUAGUACGACAGAAAUCGACGACCAGUCGAGAGGAUGCUUUGCGAAAUAGCAGCGGAUCAUCCGGAAAUCCAGCGAAAAUCGUCGAAGAAAAAUUGGAUGCCUCCUAUGAAGAAAAUAACAAGAACGAUACAAUUGAGAAUUUGGAUUAACUAUUUAUUGUAUAAUUUACUUAGAAAAAAGUGAAGAAAAUGUUGUAAAAGAUUUCUAUACAAUUUUGAAAUAUUAAAUCUAAAAGAAGAAGCUUUUUAUAGAGAUUUAUUGGAUAUCUUUUAACUA